ACGGGGCCGUGACGCGCGCGCAGCCGCUCCCGACGCGCUCGCGCCUGGCUCCGCGCGCAGAGACAGCUCGCUCUCGGCCCGACCGUCGCCGCCGCCGCGCCAUGGACGACUACGCCGUGCUGUCGGACGCCGAGCUGGCCGCCGUGCUGCGCCAGUACAACAUCCCGCACGGGCCCGUCGUCGGUUCCACCCGCAAGCUGUACGAAAAGAAGAUCUUCGAGUACGAGACGCAGCGCCGCCGGCUGUCGCCCCCCAACGCGGCGGCGUCGUCGUACUCGUAUCGGCGGCUCUCGGCCUCCGACGACUCGGACAUGUAUGAUCUGCCCAAGAAGGAGGACGCCUUACUCUACCAGAGCAAAGGCUACAAUGACGAUUACUACGAGGAGAGCUACUUGAGCACCAAGACCUAUGGCGAGUCGGACAGCGCGGGCACCAACAAGGGCUUCCGCCAGCCGUGCCCCUCCCUGGUGGAUCCCGACUCCUUCAACUGCCAGGUUCGCGAGGACAGCCUCUUUUCUUUUGAGGAUGGCAAGGAUAGGGAACGCCAGCUGUUUGGCCGCGACAGUCCCUACCAGAGCAUCGCGCAUUACCGCCCGGUCGCCAGCAUCUCAAGAGGCCUGACCUAUUACCCGUCUCCCUCCAUCUCCCCUGUGUCUUCUUCCUCUGGCCCCCCUUCGUGGCUCGCUCGCCGUGCCAUCCGUCCGGAGAAGCAGACCCCAGCGGCGGGGCUGGGCCUGGACCGCCAGGUCCCGCUCUGGGGUCAGCUGCUUCUGUUCCUGGUCUUUGCUGCCUUCCUGCUCUUCGUCUACUACUCCAUGCAGGCUGAGGAUGGGAACCCCUUCUGGACGGAGCCCUGAAGAGCUGGCCGUGUCUGGGGGGUGGGGGUGGGGGCGGGGGCUUUUCUGUGUGUUCUAGCCUGCCUCGUUCUGCUUGUUGUGCCCUGGAGGCCGCAGACCCAGGCCCUGCCCUUUGAGCCUUCCCUGCUUGCCGCUGCUGCUCAGGCCCAGGAGGGCAGCCCCUUCUCCUGAAGAGGAGCACUUGGUUGUUGUCCUGCAUGCCUCCUGUGUGUGGUCACCUCGUCGGGGGGAUUCACCAAAGGCCACCCUGACUUUGUGUUUGUGGACACAAUAAAAAGACCGUUUAUUUUUAA
Molecule: messenger RNA, 1150 nt
Organism: Sorex araneus (European shrew)
Lineage: Eukaryota; Metazoa; Chordata; Mammalia; Eulipotyphla; Soricidae
Gene: EMD
Product: emerin
Exons: 6
Coding region: 102-857 (251 amino acids)
Cellular component (GO): nuclear envelope
Source: RefSeq, a predicted model, not a curated record